Musca vetustissima is the source of this 2300-nucleotide messenger RNA. RefSeq lists its product as uncharacterized. Gene Ontology annotation, cellular component: plasma membrane. The transcript is spliced from 4 exons. Gene Ontology annotation, molecular function: protein binding. Lineage: Eukaryota; Metazoa; Arthropoda; Insecta; Diptera; Muscidae. The record is from RefSeq and is a predicted model, not a curated record. The annotation marks the transcript as partial.
ACGGAUUUGCCACCCUUUAUCAUACGUAUGCGUAUGUGGGACAGCUAUGGCACAUAUGUGCCGAUCAACAAACAAACAAGUGUUACAACAGGUCAGCCACCUCCGCCGCCGCCUGUUGCUUCAUCGGCAGAUGGUGGUAAACCGACAUUGUUGGAUCCGGCCACUUACGGCAACAGUUACUAUUACAGUCCACAAAAUCCCAAGCUGGGAAAAAAUGUACGUGUCAACAUUGAUAAUGCCUGGAAUCCGGUGGAUACCUACAUCUAUGGACCGACACAGUCGAGUGUCUUUAAUCAAGAGAAUAAAUACAGUGGUUAUCAGCAGCAAGGCGGCGGCGGUGGUAGUGGCGGCAAGCAAUCUGGUGGUAAUGGCAUAAAUGCGGUAAAGGAAAGCUUAAAUUAUAUUUCAAGCAGCAAGAGUGGCAAAGAUUCCGGUCAAAGUAGUGGCGGUGGUGGUGGCGUUGGUAAUGCCAUGGCCCUGAUGAGCACCAAGGGAAAACGGCGUUUAAUGUUGGAAAUUUACGAUUAUUGGACACCUAAACUAUGCGAUCAUACGGCAAUUAGCAGUACAGGCAAUACAUUGGGUCUUAAUCGUCUGCGUCCGUGUAGUCCUUUGGAAAGUUAUGUUAGCACCGGCAGAGAUUUGAAAUUGGAAUUCCACACCCAUACUGGCACCGCACUAUUUCCAGCACAAUUCUCCCUCAACUAUGAAUUUGUCGAUACCGAACAGGGCGGUGAACCAUGGCCGGGACGACGUGGAGAAGAGCCAGUACCACCAUUGUGUUCAAGAGUAUUUCGAAAACGUAAGGGUAACAUUCAAGUACCGCGCAAUGUCUUCCUUUACGGGAGGGGAGGUGCGAAAAAUCUUACAUGUUUAUAUCGUUUCGAAGCUGGCCCAUCGGAAAGAGUACGUCUCGUUUUGCACAAUGUAUCCUUUGGUGAGGGUACAACUUGUACCACCGACAACGAUUUACAUACCGGACGACCAAAAUGUAAUCAAUUGGAUCCGGAUGGACGUAUUACCGAACUGAAGCUAUACGAUGUACCCUUUCGGGAUGUUAAAAUACAAAUGGGUUGUUUUUGUGAUAAUUCAUCAGCAUUAUACAAUAAUGCACCAUUGACAUUCAUAUCGAAUUCAAGAAUAAUGGAGCUGACAUUUACCGUUACAAGAUUAAAUAUUUCCGAAGAUUUUGCCGAUGUCAAUUUCUUUGCUUCGUAUGAAUUUAAACGUGUCAGUGAUUGUCGUAAACGUCUGAAAUUGAAGGGUGCCGGUGGUGAAGAUGAAAUUAAAUAUCCAAUGAAAUCACAAGAUUCUAGCUGUGAAGGCCUCUCGUGGUAUAUUGAGGCUCAAUCGUUAGAUAAAUCGUUGUUUGUACAAACAUGGGGCUCUUAUCUGCCCGUUGAUCCCACCUCAGAAGAUGCUAUGCGCUGCCAUACGAAAAAUCGUCUUAUGAUUUAUUCGGGACGUCCGUUGAAACCGAUGCGGGUGGUGUGUCCGGCACAAAGUGGACCACGACCGACAUCGCUGCACAUAUUCUCAGAGGAUUGGAUGAAUGGCCAGCCGUUGUUCAGUAACAAGCCGGUUAGUUUGGUAUUGGAGCCCAUAUUAAAGGAACCCGGAGAUAUUGCCUUCACAUGGCUGGAGAUUUAUCGUACGAAAAAUGCAUUAUUACAACAAUUUGAUUUGCAAAGCAAUACAACAACCACCAGUACAGUGGGUGGUGGUGCAGGAGGUACCGGUACGAGUAGUAGUGGUGGAGGCGGUGGUGUGAUUACCACAACCGGCACCAGUGGCAACGAUACGCUAAGUGAUUUUGGAUUCUAUCCAAAAGAGUCAGACUGUGAAUAUAAAUGUCCUGAAAUUGAUGCAUGUAUAUCUGCCACAUUGUGGUGUGAUGGUCAUCACAAUUGCCCCUCAGGUUUCGAUGAAUCCGAAGAGGAAUGUGGUACAGCACGAAAACUGCUCGAACUGCCUGGCGGUGUAUUUGCAGCGUUGGGCUGUAUAGCGGCGGCGAUAACCGCCUGCCUGAUAUUCUGCAUAUUUGGCUUACUGAGAAAACGUAAGAAAACUGUAUUACAAAAAUCUAUUAUUAAUGGUGGUACUUUGAAAAAGGAUUUCAAAAAAGACUCGCUCUUUAUUGAUCCGUCUUCCUGACACGGGCUGCAGCCGGUCGAAUAUAUACAUGUCGAUCGGGAGACCACAGUGUGAUGUGAUGCCAGCAACGAGGCCAGCAUGGAAAGACGAAGAAUUGUUUUAUUAGUAAUUCUAGGUACUACUAUAUAAAAAAAAUUAAUUAAAAA